GGUUGGGCCGCUAGGAACGAUCGGAGAGUUGCAAGAGUUUGUAAUGUCCGCCAUGUUGGCCAUGGCGUAUUGAACCAGGGAGGGAGAGCGGAGCAUAAGAAAAAAAGAGACCGACAGAGAGCGACCAAGACCCGGGCCUGCCCGGCUCUAUGCGCAUCGCCAUAGACUAUCCGGCUAGCCAAUCGAACGGUUGACUCCUAGAGAACGUUACAGAUUCAUCCAUGAUAACUCGAAACAGAACUGUUGUUAUUCUUAGGAGAUCGGAUAGAUUUAUGCUGCAUCUUAUAUUAUAAAAAUGAGUAAAUUGUCGUUUCGGGCACGGGCGCUGGACGCUACCAAGCCUCUACCCGUCUUCCGCUGCGAGGACUUGCCCGAUUUGCACGAAUAUGCCUCUAUCAACCGGGCAGUACCGCAAAUGCCAACUGGGAUGGAAAAGGAGGAAGAAUCGGAGCACCAUCUCCAGCGGGCCAUCUCGGCGCAGCAGGUGUACGGGGAGAAGAGGGACAACAUGGUGAUCCCCGUCCCCGAGGCGGAGAGCAACAUCGCCUACUACGAGUCCCUCUACCCCGGGGACUUCAAGAUGCCAAAGCAGCUCAUUCACAUACAGCCUUUCAGCCUGGACACGGAGCAGCCGGACUACGACCUGGACUCUGAGGACGAGGCGUUUGUGAAUAAGCUGAAGAAGAAGAUGGAGAUCACCGCCCUGCAGUUUGAGGAGAUGAUCGACCGUCUGGAGAAGGGCAGCGGCCAGCAGGCGGUGAGCCUGCAGGAGGCCAAGCUCCUGCUGAAUGAGGACGACGAGCUCAUCCAGGAGGUGUACGACUACUGGAGCCGCAAGAGGAAAGGCUGCAAGAGCGGCACGCUGCACCCCACCGUGAAGCAGGAGAGGAGGGACGGAUCCAGCACCAGCGACCCCUACGUGGCCUUCCGCCGCCGCACAGAGAAAAUGCAGACCAGGAAGAACCGCAAGAACGACGAGGCGUCCUACGAGAAGAUGCUGAAGCUGAGGAGGGACCUGAGUCGAGCCGUCACCAUCCUGGAGAUGAUCAAGAGGAGGGAGAAGAGCAAGAGAGAGCUGCUGCACCUCACCUUGGAGAUCGUGGAGAAGAGGAACGUGAUGCCUGACUUUGGCAGUGAGGUGAUGGCUGAGGCGCUGGCCCAGCGCGCCCUGGUCAAGCCCGUGUACGCCAUCCCCAUCCCCCUGUCCAGCAGCAACCAGUACCGCCACCAGGACCACAUGGACCUGAAGGACUACAAAACCAAGCCGGAGAAGACGGAGGUGGUCCGGACGAAAAGGAAAUAUGAGAAGAAGCCCAAGAUCCCGGCCGUGUCGGCGCCCCCCCACUCAGGCCCCUCUGUGUUCAACCCCAAGGACCUGAACCAGUACGACUUCCCCAGCUCCGACGACGAACCCUUCUCCCAGGUCCAUUCAGGUUCCUCUGAGGCCGAAGAGGAGAAUGACCCAGAUGGCUGCUACGCCUUCCGCAGGAAGGCCGGCUGUCACUACUACGCUUCUCGACCGGACCGGAGCGCCAGCUGGCCCUGGGCGAGCCCCGAGGAGGGCGGGCUGGGCGACCCGCGCUACCGCUACUGCCUCACCUCCCUCAGCGUUCCCCGCCGCUGCGUGGGGCUGGCACGGCGACGCGUCGGCCGAGGGGGAAGGGUCUUGCUGGACAGAGCCCAUUCGGACCUGGACAGCGUUUUCCAGAGCCUGGACUCGGACCCCGAAACGGAAGCGCUCACCCCGGCCUCGCCGCUCCGCGACGCCACCGCCAGUACCUCAGCAAACAAUACCUCGAGUGCAUCCCACGCCACCCCUCCAGCCUCCACCUCCCCUUUGCCAUCGUCGGCAGCACACGCGGACCUCAACGAGAUGCUUUUGAACAUUAAGUCAUGCCGCUGGAGGCACUUUAGACCACGGACGCUAUCCCAUCCCCGCUCGGGUGGAGGUGACACGUCACAAAGAGGAUUUAAGGGCACGCCGUUGGGGCAGUCUGGGACGCUGGGCUCAGGAGGCGCGUCCCAACAGCGCACGGGCCCCCCUCCCGCCCCUGUACACGUGUUCACAGCAGAGCAGUACCAGCAGCACCAGGAGCAGUUGGCCCUCAUGCAGAAACAGCAGCUGGAGCAGAUCCAACAGCAGCAGAAGCAGGCAGCAGACACCAACGCCACACCCAACACACAGAUCCUGGUGAUUAAGACGCUUGACCAGGCCAGUGCCCAGUUUGCCGCCUCGGCCCUGCUCACGUCAGACCAGCUGCUGGCCUUGAAAUCUAAGGAGGAGGGGGUGCUGGGAAGUGGAGUCAACGGGGUCCUCCCCAGUUCAGGCGUCUACAAGGGCUUACACAUCUCCAGCACCACCUCUGCUCCGCACCACGCCACCCAGUCCCCCCCGAUCUUCCUCCAGCCCUCCCCCAACACCACCACUCCCUCCCCUGCCAGCGGCACUCUGGUGCCCACCCCCAAUGCCCACGGCGUCCCCAACGCCACUCAGGUCCUGCUCGGUAACAACCUCCGCCUGAGCGUCCCGGCCGGGCGCCACAUCCCCAGGACCCUGGGCGGCGUGACGGCAUCUGCCUUAAAGCUGGCCACGGCCUCCAACUGUCAGAUGCCCAAGGUCACCGGGACUGGCACCAUGGACAUGAGCUCCAGGGAUAAUCACGACCAAGACAAACCAGCACUGACCAGCCUGGCGGACAACACAAUGGCCAUGGAGGUGACGUAGUGGCCCAUGUCACCCCCCUCUCCGACUCUCAUCUCUCUCUGUCCUCCGCCAGGCCCCCGGCCCUCUCUCUAGGUGCUGUGCAUCGUAGCAGUGGGAAUGCAAAAGAGACAGCAGGACUUUCUCUCACACACACGCAUACUGACUGAUCUCCAUGGCAACCGUGGGGGGAUCAGACGCAAUUCUCAUCUCCAUGCUUUUUAAAACUUUUUUUCAUUUCUCGUUAUUGUUAAUAAGAGUAAAAUUGACAUCUGUAAAUUAUGAAUAUGGCAAAUUAGUAUCUGUACAGUAACUACAUAUUUGUAAUACACUUCCCCCUACCCCUUCUUGUACAUAUGUUACUUGAAUACAGAACUGUCCAUUUGUGAUGUUUUGCACUUGGGAAUAAAAACGAGAGGAAAAAAAAUUGAAACUACGAACCAUGUUGUGUGAGAGAUGCGAGAGUUGUAUAAAAGACUAGCUUCAUCAUGUGCAUGGUGCAGAGCCUGCUGUUUUAUCUAUUUAUUGUGCUGUGUUUACAGUUUCUGUUUUUAUUUUAUUUUGUAAUUUCUUUAUUUUUCUUUUUUUUGUACACUGUAUCUUCAUUGGUUUCUGUGCUGUAGUAAAUGUUUGGUAGCUCCGGACUCCUGGGUAUGUUGUAUUAUGGUGACUUCCCCCUGAGGGAACACUGCACCUCCCUUGUGGAUCUUGUGGAAUUCAAAGUGGUGACAUGCAUACAUACAGACUCUGUGGUGAGGAGAGCCGAAGGAGAGGAAGGUUGGCUUUGGUUUACUGAAUGGGGGGGGGGGGCUUUCUCUCUCUCUCUUCCUGGGAUCUUCCAUUUACAUUGUCCUGACACAAGUAACAAAACGGCAGUGAAGUCUCUUCUUCCCAGAAGCCUCUGCUGCUUCUGACUCAAAGCACUAUUGUUUUUGUUUGUUUUAUGGUUUUGAUAAUUAUUGAUGCUGCUUUUGUAUUGAUACUUUUGGUCUGUCUUUUUCAUGCAAUGGGAGUCCUCAGAUUUAUUUUAAGCCCUCCCCAUCUUUUGUUUCUUUACUUUUCUUUUUUGUACUACAGAAUUUAGUUAUUUUUGUAAUUACACCUGUUUUUGUGGUCAACUUGAUUGUAAGCUUCUAUUGAAAGACUUCAUUAUUUUGUUACUUGUUUGUGCAUAGGUGAUAAGGGAGGUGAGCAGCAGUUAUGGCUGUACGUGUAUCAUCAUCAUUCCAUUUUCGGACAAGGAAAAAAAAGAAAAGCUAACAGGUGAUGGAGGAAAGCUGCUUCUUUCCUCUAUUUCCCCACCAUUUUGUUUUGGGAAAAAAAUAAAAAUUCUCCAGAUGGCUGCAAGGCCAAAAAAACAGAAGUAUCGGGUGCCUUCCCUCGGGAAUUCUAUAUGUGCUCUCUUCUGUGAAGAGUUAGGCACAAAGACAGUGCUACUUAGUAGUACUCCUCGUCUGUGUCCAGGAUCUGAGUGUCCAGUCCGAUGGCAGGAUAUAUCCUUGAGGUUUUCUUGUCCCACCUGGAGGCUGAAAAGACAAAAAAAAAAAAAGAAAUGUGACAGAACUUUAACGGAAAAAUAUGACAAUAAAGCCCAGGGCAUUAUAUGUGAACUUUAUAGACUUGCUGUUCUUUUUGUGUGUGGGGGUG
Molecule: messenger RNA, 4348 nt
Organism: Hypomesus transpacificus
Lineage: Eukaryota; Metazoa; Chordata; Actinopteri; Osmeriformes; Osmeridae
Product: enhancer of polycomb homolog 1-like
Exons: 14
Coding region: 296-2725 (809 amino acids)
Biological process (GO): regulation of transcription by RNA polymerase II
Cellular component (GO): piccolo histone acetyltransferase complex
Source: RefSeq, a predicted model, not a curated record